AUGGGAGUUCCGGCCGGAGACGUCGAGAAGGGCAAGAAGCUGUUCGUGCAGCGGUGCGCCCAGUGCCACACGGUGUCGGCCGGCGGCAAGCACCAGGUGGGUCCCAACCUGCACGGGUUGAUGGGCCGGAAGACGGGCCAGGCCGCCGGGUACAAGUACACGGAUGCCAACAAGAACAAGGGCAUCGUCUGGACCGAGGACACGCUGUUCGAGUACCUGGAGAACCCGAAGAAGUACAUCCCGGGCACGAAGAUGGUCUUCCCGGGGAUGAAGAAACCGUCCGAGAGGGCCGACCUGAUUGCGUACCUCAAGUCGGCUACGUCUUAGAGAAGUCUGGAGCGUGAAUUGAUAUGAAUGAAUCAGAAAUAAAUAAAAAAUGAU
Messenger RNA from Culex quinquefasciatus (southern house mosquito), 381 nucleotides. Its product is annotated as cytochrome c-2. Gene Ontology annotation, molecular function: electron transfer activity; heme binding. Gene Ontology annotation, biological process: mitochondrial electron transport, ubiquinol to cytochrome c; mitochondrial electron transport, cytochrome c to oxygen. The record is from RefSeq and is a predicted model, not a curated record. Gene Ontology annotation, cellular component: mitochondrial intermembrane space. The coding region runs from base 1 to 327 and encodes 108 amino acids. The transcript has a single exon. Lineage: Eukaryota; Metazoa; Arthropoda; Insecta; Diptera; Culicidae.